Colletotrichum godetiae is the source of this 1206-nucleotide messenger RNA. Its product is annotated as 5-azacytidine resistance protein azr1. The coding region runs from base 1 to 1206 and encodes 401 amino acids. Gene Ontology annotation, biological process: protein dephosphorylation. Gene Ontology annotation, molecular function: protein serine/threonine phosphatase activity. The record is from RefSeq and is a predicted model, not a curated record. The transcript is spliced from 2 exons. Lineage: Eukaryota; Fungi; Ascomycota; Sordariomycetes; Glomerellales; Glomerellaceae.
AUGAGCGAUUCCAGCGAAUUGGCGGGGCGCGCAUCCAUCAAUUUCUCGAAGUAUCUCGCCCGACACCAGUCGACCCCGCCGACACACAUCUCACCGCGGUACUUUACGACAACCAGAAACAUGAAGUCCGACUCGGCUGCGAAGCUAUCCUACCACGUUGCUGCGUCCUUUACCGCAAAAGACCAUCCCUACGACCCAUCAACACACAUCUUUCACUUCAAUCCGUAUAAUCGUAUCCAGCAAAACCGGAGCAAACGCUCCAGACCAGACAGCGGACAUGAUGCUUUCUUCGUCAGUCGGGUAGGCGACUCCGGCGCAGUAGCCCUCGGUGUGGCUGAUGGUGUUGGCGGCUGGGUAGACUCCGGUGUUGACCCGGCGGAUUUCUCACAUGGUUUCUGCGAUUACAUGGCUUCGACAGCCUACGGACAUGGCUCAUUCAAGGACGACCCUACAACAAAGGGCACGGGCGAUAAGGAGUCGCUACGAGCGCAAGAUCUGAUGCAAAAGGGGUACCAGGCGAUCAAUGAAGACAGUACUGUCGUUGCUGGUGGCAGCACAGCUUGCGUUGCUGUGGCUUCUUCAGACGGUAACCUCGACAUUGCCAACCUAGGGGACUCUGGCUUUAUCCAGCUCCGAUUGAACGCCGUACACACCUACUCCGAACCCCAAACGCACGCCUUCAAUACUCCUUAUCAGCUCUCCAUCGUGCCUCCCAGCGUAGCCGCUCGAAUGGCGGCGUUCGGUGGCCAGAACCUAUGCGACUUCCCCAAAGACGCUGAUGUCACUCGCCAUGACCUCCGUCACGGCGAUAUUAUUGUCUUCGCAACAGACGGUGUGUGGGACAACCUGUUUAACCAGGAUAUCCUGCGUAUUGUUAGCAAUGUCAUGACAACGACAGGCGCAUGGCUCAUGACGAAGAAUGGCGUCCGCAUUGUCGACAAUCUCAAGCCCUUCACCAAGCCCGCCGAAGACGCCUCAGAGCGACCGUCGACAAAGUUUCUCACCUUACAGAGCGUGCUCGCGGCGGAGAUCACGUCCGCCGCCAAGUCAGCAAGUCUCAACCGUAACGUUGACGGCCCCUUCGCCAAGGGAGUACAGAAGUACUACCCGCAGGAGAACUGGCACGGUGGCAAGAUUGACGACAUUUGCGUUCUCGUACUCAUUGCGUCGGACGACUCAAAGGCCGCGGCCAAGAGCCGCCUCUGA